CUCUCAGCACUAAUUAACGCGCCCCCUCUUCACUCCGGUCUCUGUAUAGUCGUCUCCUUCGCCCUUCCCCGCAAUUUUCCUCCAAUCCCAGCGCGGAUCUCGCUUCUCUCUCUCUCUCUCUCUCUCUCUCUCUCUCUAUAAUCAUAUCGAAUCUGCAGUCACUUGCGUAUAGUAUAACUAUCAGAUGCUGCCUUCCCCAAGCUGAAGCUUGGAUUCAACGGAAAAUAUGAGAGCAAAUACAGGAGCCAGCCCCGUAGAGCCCCGACAACGACUCUCUCUCACUAGUGACGAUGCAGGCAAACGGAAAUCUUUCAGAAGUAGAGUUUUUAAAGAUAGUGUAAAACCCUUCUACAUAUCCAGCCAAGAUAGGAACUCAAGUUGCAAACUCUCCACUUAUCUUGUGUUAGUGACUAUUAUUAUUUUGGGAACACUUUUCACAUUUCUCCACUCUCCAGCGGUUUAUAACACCGACCAUAUAUCCAAAGAGGGGUCUAGAACAACUUUCGUUGACAGUUGGAUAAGGGAUACGUCAACCUCAGAUCAGCGGUAUAUCUCACAUGUAGAUGUCAACUGGGAUCAUAUUUCUGAAGUAAUUGAGAAACUAACCGACCAAAACGAGUAUCAGGGUAUAGCUCUCUUAAACUUCAAUGGAAGUGAAAUUGAACAAUGGAGUCUGUUUAUACCAGAAAUAGAGCAUGUUAUUCUGAACCUAGAUCAUGUCUCAAACAAUAUCACUUGGGAGUCCCUGUACCCAGAAUGGAUUGACGAGGAAGAGGAAUUUGAGGUUCCCACUUGUCCUAAAUUACCAAAGCUUCAGGUCCCUGGAAAACCACGACUGGAUCUCAUUGCCGUCAAACUUCCAUGCAACAAGUCAGGGGACUGGUCAAGAGAUGUGGCCCGCUUGCACUUGCAACUUUCAGCAGCAAGGCUCGCUGCCACAGCUAGAGGGUAUCAUCCAGUGCGUGUACUUUUGGUGACGGAUUGCUUUCCCACUCCAAAUCUUUUCACCUGCAAAGAACUUCUUGUACGUGAAGGCGAUGUAUGGCUGUACGAACCCAAUCUUAAUAUGUUGAGAGAAAAGCUCCAGCUCCCAGUUGGGUCAUGCGAGCUUGCGGUUCCUCUCAAGGCUAAAGAGAACUGGUACUCAGCAGACGCACGACGAGAAGCGUAUGCAACCAUCCUUCACUCAGCUCACUUAUAUGUUUGUGGAGCCAUUGCUGCAGCUCAGAGCAUCCGCAUGGCAGGUUCAACUCGAGAUCUUGUAAUACUUGUCGAUGACACAAUCAGCGAAUAUCACAGGGGAGGCCUGGAGGCUGCAGGGUGGAAAAUCCGUACAAUUCAGAGAAUUCGGAACCCAAAAGCGGAGCGUGAUGCCUACAACGAGUGGAACUACAGCAAAUUCCGACUCUGGCAACUGACAGAUUAUGACAAGAUUAUAUUCAUCGAUGCCGACCUUCUCAUCCUUAGAAACAUCGAUUUUCUUUUUGAGAUGCCGGAAAUAUCCGCAACGGGAAAUAACGGGUCAUUGUUCAAUUCUGGUGUGAUGGUUGUCGAACCGUCUAAUUGUACGUUCCAAUUGUUGAUGGAUCAUGUUGAUGAGAUCGAAUCCUACAAUGGUGGGGACCAGGGGUAUCUGAACGAGAUCUUCACAUGGUGGCACAGGAUUCCAAAACACAUGAAUUUUCUGAAGCAUUUUUGGGAAGGCGACGAGGAGGAGAAAAAGGAGAGAAAAACAGUUCUCUUUGGAGCGGACCCUCCUGUCCUGUAUGUCCUCCACUAUCUGGGAUUGAAGCCGUGGUUAUGCUUCCGUGACUACGAUUGCAACUGGAAUGUGGACAUAUUGCAGGAAUUCGCAAGCGAUGUUGCGCACAAGAAGUGGUGGAAGGUCCACGAUGCCAUGCCGGAAAACGUUCAAAAGUACUGCUUGCUGAGGUCAAAGCAGAAGGCCGCAUUGGAGUGGGACCGGAGGCAAGCCGAGAAAGGAAACUACACGGAUGGUCACUGGAAGAUCAAGAUAAAAGACCCACGCUUAGAGACGUGUUUCGAGGACUUUUGCUUCUGGGAGAGCAUGUUAUGGCACUGGGGUGAAACGAACUGGACCGAUAACGCCACUGCUGCUGCUCCUCCACCACCGCCCGCAAUCUCCACCGCAUCCCUCUCUUCUUUGUAGUAAAUACUGAGUUCUUUUCCUCCAAUACAAGUUUUCUCUACAGAGAUGAAUCAAGAGCUUCUACAGUUUCAGAUUUUACCCAAUGCAAUGAAGAAGUGUAUUUUUUAAGUCUUCUUGGACAGCUUGAAGCUAUUAACCCUUGUGCAAUUUUUAGUAGGAGAUCAAACAUUUCACCUUGUACGGAGAUAAAGGGUGUGAAAGCAGGAAUACAUUCGUAUAUUGUGGGUCAUACUUGAAUGAAUAUGGAUUACAUAAUUCGAAA
Rhododendron vialii is the source of this 2432-nucleotide messenger RNA. RefSeq names its product putative UDP-glucuronate:xylan alpha-glucuronosyltransferase 3. The record is from RefSeq and is a predicted model, not a curated record. Gene Ontology annotation, biological process: xylan biosynthetic process. Gene Ontology annotation, molecular function: glycosyltransferase activity. The transcript is spliced from 5 exons. The coding region runs from base 227 to 2170 and encodes 647 amino acids. Lineage: Eukaryota; Viridiplantae; Streptophyta; Magnoliopsida; Ericales; Ericaceae.